AUGAUGUUAGUUGUUUGGUCAUGGAUGAUUCAUUUGCUUGGUGUAAAGUGUGAUGAAGAUGCAAAUUACCAGAAACUCAAGGCUGAAUACGAUAAGUUAAAAACUGUUGAUAUAAUGAGUCCCUCAAAGAAAUAUCGUGAUAAAUUGGUAAUAUUCCCUGAUGUCAACUGGAAUGCCAAAAUUGAUAAAAUUGAGUUGACAGAGAUAAAUAGUACUGAUAAUACUAUAAAAACGGUUGAUGAGUUAAUAACAAAUGCUUCUCUGAUAGACAUAAUAAAAAAUAGAGCUAUCGAGUUUCUGACAACUAGCUCGUAUCAAGAGAACUCAAGCAAGGAUGACAUCGUGAAGUUCUUUAGUACUGACAGUUGUACUGUAGAGGAAUUCGAGGCAGCAAUAAAGCAACUAAAGGCAUGGAUAAAAGGAAUAGAAGAAGAAAGUGUAAUAGUACGAUUUAUACGGGAAGAAGCAGCAAAGGCAACAAUCAGAUUGGGAAAGGAUUGCAAGUUAACAGCAGAAAAAAAGAAGAAAAAACUGAAAAAACAUUUCCGGCAACUACCGUAUUUAAAGAGAUUUCAUGAUGGAAUUGGUAACGGUGAUGCCACUACUUAUAUGUAUAUGACAUUUACAACUGGGAACAAAACGAUGAAGUCGGAGAUAAUAACAAUAACAAAAAAGAAAGGGAAAAUACAAACAAUACAUGACCUGGAAGAGUAUGAGAUGAAAAUAACACCAAAGAAAAAAACAUCAAAGAAGAAAGAAACAUCAAAGAAGAAAGAAACACCAAAGAAAGAAAUAUCAAAAAAGAAAGAAACAUCAAAGAAGACCAAAAUAUUAGUGGCUAUCAUAUUGGUUGUUGUGGGUGUAGCGAUAUUAUCAAUAGGAACAUUAAUAUUAAUAAAGAAAAGGAAAAACACAGAAGAAACAUUGGACCUUUGA
Molecule: messenger RNA, 936 nt
Organism: Enterospora canceri
Lineage: Eukaryota; Fungi; Microsporidia; Enterocytozoonidae
Source: the annotation of a GenBank genome assembly